Messenger RNA from Pieris brassicae (large cabbage white), 4036 nucleotides. Its product is annotated as D-beta-hydroxybutyrate dehydrogenase, mitochondrial. The transcript is spliced from 8 exons. The record is from RefSeq and is a predicted model, not a curated record. Lineage: Eukaryota; Metazoa; Arthropoda; Insecta; Lepidoptera; Pieridae. Bases 206 to 1375 code for a protein of 389 amino acids.
AGCAGCUCCAAGGCCUAUAUUCUAAAACGAAUCUCAAUUAAUCUUGGAUUAGUGUUUAAUUUUUUGAUGUUAGGGCCGAAAAUUUACUAAACGAAAGAGAUAUGGUUUAGUGAGAGAAUCACGCACAAUGCGUUGAAGCUGGAAGUUCAAUUUCCAUCUUGAUAGAUUUAUAGGACAGAAAAUUUAAAUAUAAAGAUAAAGAAAAAUGGCGGCGGGAGACGUCACCCGACGCGCUUCGAUCACAGCGCCAUCUAUGCAUCGGCGACCAUCAGCACGUAGAGGCUCGCUAAUUAAGAAGCCACAAUCACCUUCGCAGGAAGUGCCUUGGGAUAUUAUAGAUAGAUGCGCUCUGCCGAUUGUUUUAUGCCACGCCCUGGCUGUGGUCCUCUCUGCGCUCCUGAACGCUUUACACAUCAGCCAAAUCUCCGUCUUCACACUUUUCCUCUGGUUUUCCAUAUCGGUGACUGGAUCUCUCUGGUUCUACCAUAACUUGCAGGUCACAGCAGCCGGUAAAGCUGUGCUGGUUACCGGAUGUGACAAUGUCCUAGGUAAUGCUCUAGCAAGAAGGUUGGAUGACUUGGGAUACCAUGUUUUUGCUGGUUUCCAGAAUAAGGCUGGAAACAUCGAUGCAGAUAUGCUGAAAGAAGACUGCUCAGGCAGAUUACAUACACUUCAGCUGGACGAAACCUCUGAAACACAAAUUCUAUCAGCAUCGUUAUACAUCGUGGACCAUUUACCAGAGGGCGCGCAAGGCCUAUGGGCGAUUGUCAAUUGUGAAUCUUGGUGCGCGUUGGGUGAACUGGAGUGGGUGCCAUUUUCAGUCAUUCGCCGCGCUAUGGAAGUCAACCUUUUAGGUCCAGCACGCCUCGUGCAAGUGAUGCUACCGCUAGUACGCAGAGCUCGCGGUAGAGUGGUUCUAGCAUCCUCCAUUUUGACCCAUGUAGCUGCUCCCGUGAGAGGUGUGCACGCAGCUUCUUUGGCUGCUCUUGACGCACUCGCUGCCUGCUUGAGACGGGAAUUGAAACCACGCGGUGUUGAUGUUGUGGUAGUAGCAGCUGGUGAAUACACGACGGGCAGUGCCUGGCUCUCGGAAGAGAAGUUGCUUGAACAAGCUCGUGACAUGUGGAAACGUCUGAGCGACGAGCAAAAAGGAGCAUAUGGGGAAGAUUACUUUGAACAGGCACUUAGGAGUCUUGAGAAAUACACAAAGAAUGCAGAUGUGGAUCUGACAGCUGUCACACGAGCGCUAAGUGAUGGCGUUACACGAACUUUCCCGCUUGCCCGCUACACUCCAGUAUCACCCAGGGAGAAACUCAAGUCCAUUCUAGCUGAACAUAUGCCUCGAUGCCUUUACGAAGGAUUAUAUACCGACUAAUGUUUGUAUCGAACUCUGGAAACAUUAAUGGCUACCUGAAUAGCAAAAUUAUGUCCGAAAACAUGGAUGAAAUUACGUAAUUGAAUAGCGGCGAAAUUGAAUCAAAAUAAAUUUUUAGAAGGACGAAGAUUAAAUUUGUAACUUUAAAUUAUUUAUUCUAAACGCCAUAUUAUACUAAAAUUAUUUGUAUUUAUUUUCUCGUAACUAUGAAAGGUGUUUAAAAGAUCAUAAAAUACUGAUUUAAUCACGAUUUUACUUUUAAUAUAACAAAUUCUGUACAACGUUACUUUAAUUAGUAAAAAAGGUUUUCAAUGCGCGUUAAAACCCUGCAAUUGCAAUAACUGCAUUGCGCGUUGCCCUCAAAAGCUCGUUCUCAAUACUUUGCUACAGGAAUAAAUAUAAAACAUCCUCAUAGUAUAAACUUAUGCAACUUAUGCAAUUUCCUCAGCACUUUAAUAGAUAUCGAACAUUCUGUACAAAGUCACGGUGUUCACUGCGUAGCAUCUCGUAGCACUUCUAAGAAUUAUUAACGCCUACGUGGAGCAAUUUGUAUCUUUAUAACAUUAACAGGAAGUAUUUCCUGGAGCCAAAAAACAAAUUAUUUAUUCACUUAAUUUUCAGUCUGUCUCACAUAUUAGUAAUUUCAUAAAAUAGCCGAGCUACGAAACACAAAUAUUCAUGACAUUUAUAAGUCACUAUGGUCAUUGUUACUACUGAUAAAUAUAGCUUUAUGCCAUUCUCUCAAAAUACAUCAAGCAAGAUGCACUGGUUUUGUGAUUAAUCCUAAAUUUACGCAAUACGUUUUAUGAUUAAUGUAAAAAAAAGCGAUAGAAUCACGCGUGAUUUUGUACGAACGUAUUUUAAGACCAAAUCUGACGUUUUAUACAAAACUUUUCUGCAACUAGCUUUUUAUGUAUAUACGCGAAUUGUCUACUGACGACUACGUUAUAAAAUAUAGGCAACAUAUACUAAAAGACGAAGCUUGGUGACAUAUGUAUUUGUGUGUAUAAGACUUAGUAAAAAUUGCGUUCCUCGCAUUUAAAUAACUGCUUGAAUAGUUGAACUAAUGUGAGUCGAGCCGCGCUAAAUUGGUGUUACCCAUUAAUUCAAGCAAUUAAAUUGUUCUUGUAUAAUAAAUGGGGCCUGUCCACACCGCUGCUUUUGUAAUAUGUAAAUGUAAUAAGCUUUGACUUUGAACUUUGUCAUGUAUUACUAAUGUACAUUGAAGCUCAUACUACACACUUUUAAAACUUUUGUAGUCUGUAAAUAACAUAUGGAAAUAUAUAUGUAUAUACCACAAAUUAGUCAUGAGUGUUAACGCUUGACGCUAAGAGUAUAAAAGCCCACAACUUCGUAAAAGCUAAAACUGUAGUUCAACUUUAUAGCUUCGCAGUUUAUGUUUAUUUAUUGACGUGUCGCUUUUUAUGUUGUAUUCCAUUAUCAUUUUGAUAUGAAUUUGCUCUCACUUUAACAACCUCUAUCGCUGGAGUGCCAUAAAUUUUCAUUUAGACGUAUUUUUAUCGAAGUUUUUUUCAAUUCUUCUUUAUUGAGCGUUUUAUUUAUCGUUUUACGUUUUCAUUACUUAUUAUUGAAGUUUCUCGCCAAUCUUCUUUUAAAAUAAAAUGGUUAUAUUAUUUUUUUAGUUAUUUCAUCUGUUUUUUGGUUUGUAUGAUUUCGUCAAUUGAAUGUUUUGAACGUGAGUCGUAAAACUAUACGAUUUUACGUCGGUCCCUAUAAUAAAUCUUAACUAUUAAUUAAUGUGUCAGUCACACGAGAGCCUCACACAGACGUUAAAUGAUAUAAUUACAUAAUGUUUGUAUAUGUAUUCUUCUAUUAAUUAAUGAUUUAAGCAGUAUUUUCUUUGUAAAUAAGUUUAAAAAAGUAUUAACAACGAAAUUAGGAGUGGAUUUAUUGAGUCUAGUCAACAUAGCUGUGUGCAAAGCCGUAUUUAAAAUUUUGUAAAAGUAUAAACUUAUUAAGAUACUUAUAGGCACUAUUGUACAAAAUGUUAAAUACGGCUUUGCUAAGAAACACAUACACAUUGGAUUUUUGCUACGUUACAUUUACGUAAUAUUGCAAUACAAUAAAAAGUUUAUAAAUUGAGAAACAGUGUUUAAAAAGUUUCACAAUAUUAACUCUAUUGCAGUCUAGCUUUACAAUAAACGUGUAAUGUCUCUUAUUUUUAAUUAUUUUCUUGAAGAGUAUGUUCAUUGUUGUGGAUCUUAUUUUUUUCCUUACUAAGCUUAGCUUUCUCAUCGGUAGUAUAAUCUAUUUUUAUUAACAGUUGUUUUUAUCUCGACUCUGUUAUAAAUAUUUUUUAAUCACCACAGCUUAUAUCAACAUUAUAGUCGAUAAACAUUUAGAAACAGUUAUUUAAAAUAACGAACUUCAAUGUGUUAAGUCAAUGUAUAUGCUUUUGUGUUUUUACUUGUUAUAUUUAGACUACGAUAUCCCGCUUACGUGAGUGUUGAAGAUGCUGAAUUCUUAAAACCUUUGAAAAAAGUAAUUUUAAAAAUGUAGCACGUCUCUAACUUAUAGGCUGACCUAUUUCGAUACUAGUUCACGUUUAAAUAUGCAUUUAAAUUUGUAUCCAACAUCUGCCCCCAUGUUAAAUUGUGUGUAUAGUUUUGUAAUUUUAUGAAAUAAAUAAAAUAAAAUAAA